AUGGUCGUCCGCAGAGUCCCAAUACAGUCCCAAUCUCCAUUGAACACUUCCUUCGAAAAGUUCGUCCACUCAACCAUACAAAAAUGGCACGUCCCCGGUGUAGCCAUUGGGGUAGUCGACGGCGACCAAACCUGGACUGAGGGGUACGGAAUAUCAUCUUUCCCCUCCACUCCCGUUACUGCAUCAACUCUAUUCUACGCAGGCAGCACCACCAAAGCGUUUACCGCCGCCAUACUAGCCCAACUCGUCGCCGACAACGAUAAAUACCCACACAUCCAAUGGACAACACCAGUAAGCCACCUGAUCCGCGAAGACUUCGUCCUAUCAGACGAGUAUGCUACGCAAUACACCACCCUCGAAGACAUCCUGUCUCACAGAAGUGGUUUACCGCGCCACGACCAGGCCUACGGUCACAACAACAUGAGCCGCGACAUCGCCGUCCGGGAGAUUGUAAGAUCAUUACGCCAUUUACCGCUGACCGCGGAGCCGAGGACCAGGUUCCAGUAUUGUAAUUUGAUGUUUGUGGUUGCGUCGCAUGUUAUUCAGUCUGUAACGGGGGAGUGGCUGGGCGAUUUGCUUAACCGAAAUAUUUGGACGCCGUUGGGGAUGGAAGAGACAUUUUUCAGUCUUGAGGAUGCGCUGGCAGCAAAGCCAGAAUUGGCGAGGGGGUAUGAGUAUCCUUAUUCCGAUGAUGGCGAUGACAAGGGUGAGAAAAAGUUCAAAGAAGUAGAAUGGAUGCCUCUAAACGAAGUCUCGGGCGCAGGAUCUGUUAUUACUAAUGUUCAAGAUUAUACGAAAUGGGCGCGCUCACUCAUGUACAAAACAGCUCCAUUAUCACCAGAAGUGCACAAAGCCAUAUGGGAACCGCGCACACUCCUGCCGACAGACGCUGAAGGCCCGUUUACGGGUCCCGUGGCAUACGCCCUUGGCUGGACCACGGGUGUAUAUCAGGGACAUCAAUUCUAUGAACAUACCGGCGGCAUGAACGCUUUUGGCGCGGAAUUGAUCCUCUUCCCAGAGAUAAAGUAUGCUGUCACCAUACUCGGGAAUACGGCUGUGACGUCAAACUUUGCGGAAAAGAAGAUUGCCUUUGAAUUGAUUGACGACAAAUUGGGUGUGCCGGCUGAGAAGAGUAAUACAAAAUCGAUCAACCGCACAAAAUCCAAAUCCCAAAACGCAAUUUCUCAUUUCUACCCUUCCCUCCCCUUCCCACCUCUCCCACCAACACUCCCCCUUUCCGCAUAUGCAGGCACAUACACGCACCCAGGCUACCAAUCCCUAACCAUCACACACAACCCUAAAACACGGCCAGAAACGCUGCACGCAGACCGCAGCUUCAUCACAUGGCCUGAACCCAAUCUCAUCUUCUCGCACUUUAGCGGCAACUAUUUCAUCAUCUAUUCCUCGCAUCACGGCGACCUAAGCGCCUUUGCGCCGAGUGUGUAUCCCGCUGAGUUCGUGGUAGGCGCAGACAGCAAACCACAAAAAGUAGGCAUUGGCAAACCACAACUCUCGCACCAAAACUCACAACAAUCCGUCGCCGCAUCGGACGAUUAUUUCUCGCUCCCUUCCGACCAGUCUUCUUCAGGCAGGAGUUCGGAGAAUAGCAAAGUCACCGUUGUGCGGUAUGCGACUCCGCAGUCUCACAUGAACAAUUCGUCAUCGGGACAAAAUUCCUCGGGACAGCAUUCUUCGGCCAACGUGGCUCAGCAUUCUCGAUCGGCAGCAGACGGCGGCAAUAUGACAGCCCAAAACACACCGCUACCGCCAGGAAGGUCCAAUUCGGUGCGGUUUGGAGGCACGAAAGUGAAUGAUAUUAGUCCUCGACAAACGCAGACUCAGAUUCAGGAUCCGAGGAAACAUAUUAGUGCUACUACGCCUGGAGUGGAUGACAGUCCUUACCUGCGGUUUGCGAUCGAUCAGUUGACCCGCGACGAGGAGGUUGCUGGUGUGGGCAGACAUGGUUCUGUCGUGAGUACCAGGUCAGACUACCCGGUUGAAAGGGUUGUGCCGGACGAAAAUUUGGGGUAUUAUCAUCGCAGUGGACCUACGACAGUCGAAAUUGGGAAGCCGGGAAGUCGUCAGGGACCUACAACCACGACAAAUACAGGUCUGUCGGAGAAGCAGGGAAAAGCAGUGUUUGUAGCCGUUGAGCCUGGCGUGCACGAUGCGCGCAAUCCGCCUCUUGACUUUGUGCCUGUGGUUCUGAGGCCGUGGGCUUUGGCGAUUUUUAUUUUUCUGGUUCUGUGGAUGAUUGCUGCGGUGGUCUUUUGCAAUGUGUGGUCACAACGACAUAGCGGCAUUUGGGACUGGGAUGGUAUCGGCACUAGACAGUAUUUCAUCACGCAGUAUCUCCCUCAAUUGCUGGCUGGCUUGAUUGUGCUUUGGAAUCUGGUCAUUCAGGCUGCCAUCUACCGCGUCAUGCCAUUCUGCAUCAUGGCGUCCGAACGACAAAAAGCCGGUGUGCUUCAAAACCUCUCGAUUCUCUCACGCAACCACCUCAUUCCAGAUUUUUCGCAUUUCCGAUACGGCGAGCCACUCGUUGCAUUUGGCUUGUUGGCGAUAUGGCUGACAAAUUUCUUCAGCAUGCCGCUGAUCGCAUGUCUGUUUCAGGCCAAGUACUAUACAAUCAAUAGCCAUGGUGUAUGGAGAUGGACCGCCUCUCAGGCUGUUGGCUGGUCGAUCGUCGGUGUUUACGCAUUUUUGGUUGCCGGUCUCAGUUUGGUGAUGGCUCGAUUUAUCCGAAGCUGGACCGGCUUACGCUGGGACCCAGUCAGCCACGCGGAUUUAAUCCCCCUUAUUCAACGAUCCAACAUUUUACGCGACUUUGAAGGCUCUGAAACAGCCGCUUCCGUGCGAGACAUACUUCCUCAGCGGACAUUGCGCCUUGGAUACUGGCGACUUAUGGAUAAAGAAGAUAUCUUUUACGGCAUUGGGGAGGAAUACGCGACAGGCGACAUACCAGCACCCGCAUCGCCACGACGAAAUGAGAAACGGCCUAUGGGACGGACGGGGCCUAUUGAAGACUUGGAACAGCAGAGUAUCCUGCGAGACGAAUCUUUUGAACGAACACUAUACUCUCCGUUUUCUCGGUUCCGAUGGACAGUCUGGUUUCUUCGAGAUUACGCCAUUAUCGCUUGGAUCGUCAUUUUACUGGCGCUGUUCAUCGCUUUCGUUGUCGUGAGCUUCGUCCACGAAGCUAUCCCCCACGGCUUCCUGCCUCUACUGCCAACACUAGCGGCAGCAAACGGAUUUUCCGCCUCCAAUUUCCUCUUCAGCUUCAUCCCCAGCUUGAUCGGUAACUUUCUCUUCCUCGCCUGGCAGCCAAUCGACGUGUACCACCGAGCACUCCAGCCCUUUGCAUCUAUGUCCACGCCAGAAGGCGCCUUGGCAGAACGAAGCCUGCUCCUGUCCUACCCAGCGUGUCUCCCCUUCGAAGUUUCGUUUCUAGCUCUCGUCGGCAAACACUACCAAGUCGCAUACAUUUCCCUCGUCAGCAUCUUAUUCCUUGCCUUGCCGAUCCUCAGCGGCGGCGUCUUCGUCGCCCUCUGGUACACAGCCGAGAAGCAAGUCCGCAUUGCCACCGACCUCACCGCAUUUUAUGUGCUGAUUGCCUUUUGCGGCCUGUACACACUCUCAUACCUAGUUAUUUGGCCUCGUCGUCGUCGCUACCUACCUCACAACAUAUCCACACUGGCAGAUCUCAUUAGUUUCCUGCAUCAGAGCCCGCUGUUGUACGAUCAAGUUCUCCGCGAGCCACGCACGAAACGAGACCUUGUCACAAGAUUGGUUGUCACGCCGCCAAAUGAGAGGACGCAGCCUUUGUACGGGUUUGGGGUGUACAAAGGGCUCGAUUGGAAGGAUCAUUUGGGGAUUGAUCGGCUCACGAGGCCUGGACGGGCGGAUAUGUUAAUAACGACGGGGGGACUCAAGGGUUAA
Messenger RNA from Talaromyces amestolkiae, 3939 nucleotides. RefSeq lists its product as uncharacterized. The record is from RefSeq and is a predicted model, not a curated record. The coding region runs from base 1 to 3939 and encodes 1312 amino acids. NCBI's taxonomy places the organism in Eukaryota, Fungi, Ascomycota, Eurotiomycetes, Eurotiales, Trichocomaceae. The transcript is spliced from 4 exons.